AUGGCGGCUUUCAAAGCACACGUGGAUUUGUUUCGGUUUCUUUUGCUUUGGUUUGUUGUGCAAGUGCACGUGGGAUUCCCAGGCGUGGUAUCGGGCAACGAAAUUCUUGAACUAAAUGCAAAUGCGUUCGAUGAACUGUCACGUGAAAACAAGUGCAUUGUGGUACUUUUCUAUGAAGGAGAUUGUGAAAAUUGUAACAACAUUGUUGCUGAGUUGGUGAAGGUGUCGGUGCCCACUGUUACAGACCUAAAAGUUGGCAAGAGUAAAGACAAAACUCUGUCUGGUCGAUUUGGUGUCACAGAAUUUCCCAGCGUGCUGUAUCACCGCAAAGGUCACCCGAUCCUGUAUGAUGGGGAGGUAAGCGGGGAUGAGUUAUCAAUCUGGCUGGAGGCUGCUCAAGAGGUAUCCACCCAGCUGCUGACCUCUGACACGUUUGAGCACCUGACACAAGCGGCCACAGGGGCGACCACUGGAGACUGGUUUGUCUGCUUUUACAAGCCGUCUUGUGAGAAUAUCUUGGCUAUGAUGGACACAGUUGCAUUUAGGAUGAAGCAGCGUAUGAAUGUGGCCCGUGUAGAUCUGACGGAAAGUCCCGAGUUGGAGAAGAGAUUCAGCAUCCAACAUUGCCCCACGGGAAUUCUAUUUCGUCACGGAAAAAUGUACAGAUUUCCGCCAGGGAAAUUCAGUGUAAAGCUCAUCAUGUCUUUCCUGGAGUCGUGGUACAAAAAUGUUCAGGCCGAAGUUGUGAAGCCAGAACCAUCACCGUUUGACAACCUGGUUGAAACUAUUGUGGAAUACUUAAAAAUAUACCUGGAGGGACCAUGGGGAAGUUGGAUGAAAAUAGGCUUUGUUUGUUUUGUUUUGAUUCUGCUCAUACUGAUCUGGAUCCUCCGACGAGCUCAACCCACACACAGAACCAGCACUCGACCCAAGACUGAUUAGUUAUUACGUUUCAUGACACAAAAAAAAAAGAAAAAAAAAUUUGUGGAGUGGAGAAAAAACAAAGGUGCUAGUUAUCUCCCCUUAAUCCACAUCUCUCAGUGUGUAGGAAGUAGAGUUUUCAAAACUCUCAGGCUGAAGGGAGGAAAGUACUGUGGAUGUCGUGUAGUUUUUCACGACGCAAAACCCCAAGCACUUCAGACAUAUAGUUUUUCUCCUCUAAACCAAGAGACCCUACUCACCCAGAAAAGGAAUGCAUGAUUUAUUGUGGCAAAGCAGGUCAGUUACCUCCCCUGUGUCUGCUGUGUUGAAGGGGAGCAUUUGUGAUGAUUUUUGAGUUGUAUCAGUAGCUUAUCGAGGGAAGGAAGUUCUAAAUUCUGUAAUGACUGAGUAGUGAUCGAUUUUUAGGCAAAAAAGAAAGAAAAACUUUGGGUGUCAGAAUUCAAAUUUAACAGUAGUUGCCAGGAGCCACUUGUCUCCCCUUGUUUGCUCAUGUAUGAAAUUUUGUGGAGUUAACAUUCGUUGAAAGGAAAACAUUUGCCAUGUUUUUCUACUCUAAACCACGAGAUUUGACUAGACUCAAGAAAUGAUGGAUCAUCUACUAUGGUCAAGCUAUGAAUUAAUAGCAUGGAGCAAGGGAGAGGGAAGGGGAGAUUCAUUCACACUGGUGUCCACCAGGCCCAUAGGACGGAUGCUUGCCACAGUGAAUUAUUUAUUAUGGUCAAACAAAUAUCGUGGUACUAUCCAGCUGGGGCCAGUUACCUCCCCUUAGUCCACACAGUUGAAGUGGAGCUUUAUUAUAGUGAUCCGGAGCUGUGAGAGAGGGAAAGAAUUGACCUGAACUGUUUAAUGGCUGAUUAUUAAUUUGUUUAUAAUACAAUGAAAACAAUAAAUAUGUGCAUAAAACUGUAUACAGAUGUGAAAAAACAAUGAGCAUUAGUAGGUCAAAGUCGGUUAUCUCCCCUUAGUACACAUGCUUGAAAUCUGGACAUGGGUUUUAAGGGAAAAAUUUGUGACGUGUUUUUCUAUUCUAAACCAAGAGAUAACUCAAAAA
Molecule: messenger RNA, 1993 nt
Organism: Liolophura sinensis
Lineage: Eukaryota; Metazoa; Mollusca; Polyplacophora; Chitonida; Chitonidae
Product: thioredoxin domain-containing protein-like
Exons: 9
Coding region: 1-942 (313 amino acids)
Source: RefSeq, a predicted model, not a curated record